AUGAGAAUAAUUCUUGGCAUUUCAUUCCUCUUCCUCACAACCUCGUCUUCAUCAAUCAUCCACGCCUGUCCGAAUUCAAACUGCGGCGACUUGUUCAUCACUUAUCCUUUCAAACUGCAGAGCUCGCAAACUGCAGAAGACGGCUGCAGCUACGUCGAUCUGCGAUGCAACGGCGCCCCCGAUUUUGCAACCGCGAUGAAUCUCCCCAACGGCGGCGGAGAUCUCUACGUGCGUAACAUCUCCUACGAGUAUCCAUACAUACAGCUCUACGAUCCCGGAAACUGCCUCAUCGGACGACUCAUCGGCCUCAACAUCAGCCUCAGCCUCGCCUCGUCUCCUUUGGAGGCGUUCGCGGGCGCAAAAUACGCCCUCUACACGUGCCCGGCAGCCGCCGUGGACGUAGCAAGAGAUGGUUUAUAUCGAAUCGAUUGCCUCAGCAACACGACGAAUGUCACAGUUGCUGUGGAUUUUCCGCCAUUACUGGGCUUGGAAGGUGUUGGCUGUCAAGAAAUUGGGAACUAUGUGCUCCCAUUUACAUCUGAUGGAUUCUACGACGAUCUCUACUUGACAUGGGAUUCAACAAGCUGCCCAGCCUGCGCAAACACAGGUACAGAUGUGAACGUUGCAUGUUCGAUUUAG
This is a messenger RNA of Salvia miltiorrhiza (redroot sage), 639 nucleotides long. RefSeq lists its product as uncharacterized. NCBI's taxonomy places the organism in Eukaryota, Viridiplantae, Streptophyta, Magnoliopsida, Lamiales, Lamiaceae. The record is from RefSeq and is a predicted model, not a curated record. The transcript has a single exon. Gene Ontology annotation, molecular function: polysaccharide binding. Bases 1 to 639 code for a protein of 212 amino acids.